Colletotrichum karsti is the source of this 1554-nucleotide messenger RNA. Its product is annotated as peroxisomal-coenzyme a synthetase. Bases 1 to 1554 code for a protein of 517 amino acids. Gene Ontology annotation, biological process: fatty acid metabolic process. Gene Ontology annotation, molecular function: medium-chain fatty acid-CoA ligase activity. The transcript is spliced from 3 exons. The record is from RefSeq and is a predicted model, not a curated record. NCBI's taxonomy places the organism in Eukaryota, Fungi, Ascomycota, Sordariomycetes, Glomerellales, Glomerellaceae.
AUGGCGUUGACACUCCAAACGGCCAUCAACGGCCCCGCCAACUCCCCGGCCGUCAUCAUCCCCUCCAAGCCGGAGGCCCUGACCGCUACCUACGGCGACCUCAUCCGCGAGACGGCCAACUUCCAGGGCAAGCUCGCCGCCAUCGGCAUCACCCACGGCUCCCCCGUCUCCAUCGCCACCGUCAACUCGUAUGAGUUCAUCGUCUCCUUCCUGGCCGCCUCGUGGCAGCGCGGCGUCGCCGCCCCUCUGAACCCUGCCUACAAGCAGGACGAGUUCGAGUUCUACAUCGAGGACGUCAAGUCCGCCAUCGUUCUCGUCCCCAAGGGCGCGUAUGCUGCUGGCGCGCCUGCCGUCAAGGCCGCGCAGAGGUUCAAUGCUGCUGUCGCUGAGACGUAUUGGGACCCGGCUAAGAAGGAGGUCGCUCUUGAUGUGAAGGAGUUGGGCCAGUUGAAGGGCAAGGGGCCUGAGCAGGUCCUCAAGGCGCAGGCUGAUGAUGUCGCCCUCGUUCUUCACACCAGCGGAACCACUUCCAGACCCAAAGUUGUGCCUCUCACCCACCGCAACCUGACAAGAACCAUGAACAACAUCCAAAACACCUACCAACUCACCCCGGAGGACCGCACCAUGCUCGUCAUGCCUCUCUUCCACGUCCACGGCCUCCUCUGCGGCCUCCUCGCCCCCCUGGCCUGCGGCGGCUCCAUGGUCGUCCCCUCCAAGUUCUCCGCCACCGACUUCUGGGCCGACUUCAUCGCCCACAAGGCCAACUGGUACACCGCCGUGCCCACCAUCCACCAGAUCCUCCUCAAGAACCCGACCCCGAACCCCCUCCCCCAGAUCCGCUUCAUCCGCUCCUGCUCCUCCCCGCUCUCCCCCACCGUCUUCGCCCAGCUCGAGGCCACCUACAAGGCCCCCGUCCUCGAAGCCUACGCCAUGACCGAGGCCGCCCACCAGAUGACCUCCAACCCGCUCCCGCCCGCGAAGCGCAAGCCCGGCACCGUCGGCCUCGGCCAGGGCGUCGACGUGCGCAUCCUCAACGACGCGGGCGACGAGCUCCCGCAGGGCGCCGAGGGCGAGAUCUGCAUCAGGGGCGAGAACGUGACCAAGGGCUACCUGAACAACCCCUCGGCCAACGCGUCGUCCUUCACCAAGGGCGGCUUCUUCCGCACGGGCGACCAGGGCAAGAAGGACGAGGACGGCUACGUCGUCAUCACGGGCCGCAUCAAGGAGCUCAUCAACAAGGGCGGCGAGAAGAUCAGCCCCAUCGAGCUCGACAACGUCCUCACGCGCCACCCGGCCGUCUCCGAGGCCGUCAGCUUCGCCAUCCCGGACGACAUGUACGGCCAGGACAUUGGCGUCGCCGUCGUGCUCAAGCCGGGGCAGCAACUGAACCAGGACGAGCUGAGGGGCUGGGUCGCCGAGAAGCUCGCCAAGUUCAAGGUGCCCAAGAAGAUCUACUUCACCGAGACGAUGCCCAAGACGGCCACCGGCAAGAUCCAGCGCCGUAUCGUGGCCGAGAAGAUGCUGUUGCAGGAGCAGCCCAAGGCCAAGUUGUAG